AUGCCGCGUCUCUUCGCAACUGCAGGGGCCUUUGCGGCCUUGACUCCGUCGGGAGACAUCAUCUCUUGGGGUAACGCAGACAGUGGCGGUCUCAUCUCCCCAGCCCUUCGCUCCCGUUUGGGACAGGUGCGAGAAGUGUGUGCUGCAAAAUAUUCUUUUGCUGCUGUUACGCAGACAGGUGCUGUUAUAGCCUGGGGAAACAUGCGGUUGGGUGGCUGUACAAGUGUUCUGGAAGAUACGAAUAAUAGGACAAGUCCUAUAGAUGACUCUUUUUUGCAGAGGGAUAUCUUCAAUGUGUGCGCGACGUGGUACGCUUUUCUUGCAUUGAGCAAAGAUGGCAAGGUCUUCAGUUGGGGCUCUACCCACUUUGGAGCAGGCAACCGUGCGGUUGAGAGGUAUUUGCAGGAUAAGACUGUCAUUCGCACCCAGGCCGGUGUUGGCAUGUUCUGCGCAUUUCUCUCAGACAGCAAGGCCAUCCUGUGGCGUGAUGGUGGUAAGUAUGACGUUUUUGAACAAGUGGUCGAUGUGGCUCUUCAAUCCGGGCCCCACGCAAACCUCGCGAUUGUUCUCAAGGCCGAUGGUUCGGUAGAGACAAAUUGGGGGCAACGAAUCACCAACAACUUGCAGUAUGUGAGCAUCUUUGCUGGCACAUAUGCCUUCGCUGGAGCAUGCCUAGACGGCACAGGUACAACUUGGGGAGAAUCCGAUCUUGGAGGUGCUAGCACAUCCAUCGAAGCCGACCUUGGCAAUGUGAAGAGCUUUUGCAAUAGCUGGGGCGCAAUGGCUGCCAUCCGCGCGGACGACACUGUUUUUGCAUGGGGGUGCCCACGAUAUGGAGGGGAUGUGGCUGCAAUCAAAGGCCAACUUGUGGACGUUGCCACGCUUGUCUCCAACGAAGGCGCCGCUGGCUUCGUUGCUUUGAAGCGAGACGGCUCGGCUCUUGGGGCGAUGUGGAAGUUGACUGGCCCAGGCUCCAAAAGGUGA
Messenger RNA from Symbiodinium natans, 984 nucleotides. The record is from the annotation of a GenBank genome assembly. NCBI's taxonomy places the organism in Eukaryota, Dinophyceae, Suessiales, Symbiodiniaceae.